Molecule: messenger RNA, 1637 nt
Organism: Aspergillus uvarum CBS 121591
Lineage: Eukaryota; Fungi; Ascomycota; Eurotiomycetes; Eurotiales; Aspergillaceae
Product: putative glucosamine-6-phosphate deaminase
Exons: 4
Coding region: 75-1151 (358 amino acids)
Biological process (GO): N-acetylglucosamine catabolic process; D-glucosamine catabolic process; N-acetylneuraminate catabolic process
Cellular component (GO): cytoplasm
Molecular function (GO): glucosamine-6-phosphate deaminase activity; identical protein binding
Source: RefSeq, a predicted model, not a curated record
GACUCAUACCCAUUGGUACUUCCCUUUCCCGGCAUUGGCCAAGUGUAUCCCCGCACAGCGGAACAUUUUUCAUAAUGCGAGUUAUCAUCCGCAACACUGCUCUGGAGGCUUCGGAGUAUAUUGCCGAUUAUAUCAUCAGUCGCAUCCAGAGAUUUCAACCAACUGAAAAUCAACCAUUUGUACUCGGCUUGCCAACCGGAAGUAGUCCGGAGAUCAUCUACAAGACUCUGGUGAGCCGGCACAGGAAGGGCGAGAUAUCCUUCAAGAAUGUCGUAACUUUCAACAUGGACGAGUAUGUCGGAUUGCCUCGGGAUCAUCCGGAAUCAUACCACAGCUUCAUGUAUAAGCAUUUUUUCUCUCAUGUGGACAUCCCGCCCCAGAAUGUUAACAUUCUUGACGGUAACGCUCCGGAUCUCGCAGUCGAGUGUGCUUCUUUCGAGGCCCGAAUCGCUCAGUACGGCGGCAUCGAACUCUUCCUAGGUGGUGUGGGCCCCGAUGGACAUAUCGCCUUCAACGAGCCAGGCUCCUCAUUGAGCAGUCGGACGCGGGUUAAAACUCUAGCGUAUGACACGAUCUUAGCCAAUUCACGGUUUUUCGACAAUGAUGUGGAUCAGGUACCCCGACAUGCAUUAACUGUUGGCAUUCAGACCAUUAUGGAGGCACGGGAGGUGGUGAUAGUUGCUACCGGUGCUCACAAGGCUCUCGCAGUGGAGAAGGGCCUUGAAGGGGGCGUCAAUCACAUGUGGACGCUCUCGGCCUUGCAAUUGCACCCACACCCACUCAUUGUCUGCGAUCGGGAUGCGACUCUGGAGCUGAAGGUCAAAACAGUGCGUUAUUUUGAGUCUAUUGAACAAGCCGGUACAGAUGCGCGCACUCAAGGCCCACCUCUUGCUUAUCGACCUCGGAUGUACGUUCCCGGCCCAGUCGGGUUGGGCAAAACUCACCAGGAAUUUACGCCGCAAACUACACCACAAAAGGUCCCUAAGGAUUUGAGAAUCAACACGGAAUUGAGUCGCUCGAUGGAAGACGAUGAAUUAACACCUGACAGUAUGUCCUCACGGAUGGUUGACUCGGCGAUCGGCGGGCUGGAUUCAGCAUUAAAGGGCGAUUUAUAUUUCGACCGCAUGGGAGCUAGGGUUCUCUCACAUUGAUCGGAUGCCUUAGGGAAGUAACAGAAUUCGGAUCGGGAGUUAUUUUGCUGGAGAGCCGCCGAAGGUAAAGGGAAAUGUAAUCUGACCGCGGAAGACUGAAUUCACAUGUUUGCUUGACAUCAUUACUCAGUUGAUUUGUACUUCUCUGUGCAUGGUUUUCUCAAGUUUGAAACUCCUUGAAAAGGCCAUCUGCGCAGAGGAGCUGAGAUGGAAGACUAUUUAGCUGGGGAGUAGGGAUCGGCCGUGCUCUGUUUACUAGACAAGAAGCAUACAAAAGCACCAUCUGCAAGCGGUUGUUUUUUGAACUUGGGCGGCAAAAUAAUUCCGCGCUCAAGCCCGAAACUCAUGGGCUACCUAUAGAUUCCAGGGUGUGAUAGAUUGGCGAUUGUUAGCCGGUGGGAUGUGCUGAGCGCGAUCUUGGACAAUAUUACUACUUCCUUCUUAAACAGACUAGAUUGCUCGAGUCGAGGAAUAGUUAAUUCGUAC